Folsomia candida is the source of this 1707-nucleotide messenger RNA. RefSeq lists its product as uncharacterized. The transcript has 3 exons. The coding region runs from base 519 to 1160 and encodes 213 amino acids. Lineage: Eukaryota; Metazoa; Arthropoda; Collembola; Entomobryomorpha; Isotomidae. The record is from RefSeq and is a predicted model, not a curated record.
CGUUGUUCUCCGAGUGAAGAAAGCUUGUCGCCCGUAUAAAAAUGCAAUCCAUUCUUCACUCCUAUUAGGUCCCUUCAUCAUGAUCACGAUGUUUAUCUCCAUUAAAUGUGUCAUUUUAUUUAUAAAUAAUAAUAAAUAUAAGUAUUUAUAUACAAGCGUUCAGGUGGGACAUGAUUGAGAAAACAAUCAUGAAUAUAUAUAUAUAUAUAAGUAAAUGCAUUUAUCCAAGUAGGUUCGAAAAUAUUUUGAAAAUUGGUAUGGAUAAAUAUUAGAUGCGAGAGUAGACAUUGAAAAAUUUUCAAUCCAAGUUUCACGUCUAGAAUGAUCUCCAAUCGUCUAGACAAGAAUGAUGAGGUCGUCAUGGCAGCAGAAGGUUGGCUGGACUGAAAAAGGCAGUUGUGGUGGCAUUCAAUCACAGUCAGCCGGGACGACAGGCCGAAAAGUCUAUCAAAUUUUAGUCCAUUUUAUAAUUAUACUCAUUAAUUAUUUGAAAGUAAAAUUCAAAGUGCCGCACUACAAUGACGGACCGUGGUCUCCUACUCUCAUUGGUGUCGACGAGGUCAUCAGGAUAUUCCCUCGCAGUGAGAAGUUCUUCCGGGUAUUCUGGAUCAACUCGAACGGCUGUAAGGUCUUCAUCAUACUCUGCUCCCACGGCAGUCCGAUCUUCAUCGUCCUCGUCCUCCUCAUCGUUUGACAGCAGCAAAGAAAAAAAUCGACCAAUCAGUGACGAUAAGUUAAGUGAGGAGUCCCUGGAUUCGGAAAGUGAAGACAAGAAGUCCAUGGAGUCUGAAUCGCUCCGGUGUUUGAGUCGAGGAUCCCUUUCUUGUUUGAGUCAACGAUCCCUUCCAUCUUCGAGCCAGGACUCUCUGGACGGUCCGAUGUCUCCCACCGUCAGUAAAACCAUGAUCCGAGCCGCGAUCGACAAGGUGGCGGCGAGACGAUUGACGGAAAAAGGCGUCCCCCGGGCUUGCUAUACGCCCAAAUGGAUUUCAAACAAAAAGGAUUAUAAUACGCAAGAUAAAAAGGGCCACAUGGCGUUAUGGGGGUCACCCUGCAAACCCAAGACGAAAGACCGAAUGGAGUUCCAGCGGGAGGAGUAUUUGCGAGAGCAGACGAAGUACGAAAAGUCGGAGGAUUUUCCUUAUGGAUCUAUUAUUUGAACCAUGGCAACCCAAAGUUGUCCAGCAUAGAUUCAAUUUCGGAUACAUGACCGAACCCGAACAACGCUACCUGUUCCCCUACAUGUUUGAAAAGGACGCUCCCCCACCGCCCGAUCCGCUCAAGGACCCCACCCUCAAACCCGAGCUGAAAUGGUUUAUCAAUAAAAUGAACCAGAUGAGCCACCUCGACUACGAACUUUGGAUUCGGGAGAUUCGCGACAAGAACGCCAAGUGCAAGGAGUGGCUGGAAAAGGGCGGCCGUGGCGUCGUCGCCGACCUGCUGGCGACGGACAAGGACGUGCGCCUCCACCCGGAAAAGAACAUGAAGAACAAGCCACCUCCUCCCCUAGCCUACAUUCGGCGUCGGUUCAAGAACUGGAUCAAGCACGUGCCCAUUGUGCCGAAUUAUUAAUAUUCUUAAAUUAAUGCAUGCUAUAUACUAAUACUGGUACAUAUCUACUGAAUAAUAUCUAUGUUAAUAUCAAAUCUGAUCCAUAUCUUAUGAAAAUUAUGAUAAAUAAAGUGCACCAAAUAAUUUCAUGCCAUA